AUGGAGUUCUCUUUGGAAAUCAAAAGACCUACUGUCAAUUUUGGUUUUCAUUGUCUAAGUACCCUGGACAAAGACCGUCAACCCCAGGAACUAAUCACCUUCCAAUCAACAUUCCUAAAGAAUAAUCAGGAAGAGAUUCGCAUGACCAAAGCAUCGGAAGCCAUCGUUUUCGAGAAGUUACCUUUGAUUCGGGUACUAUUUGACUCAAAACUCAAUGGGACAUUGAAAGACGACAAAGAUCAAAUUUGUUAUGAUCCAGAGCACACGAAAACGGAAAGGGCCGCAUUGCCCAGGAUCCCGGGAAAAAUAGUCUAUAUCUAUAAUCUAAUCCAGUCGAGCUUCAAGAAUAGAGGACGGGAACACGAAAAAAUUGCGAAAUGGAACGUUGGAACGCUUUGGACAAUGAUUGAUUGCCUGGUACGCUUCUUGGAUGGGAAACCUCUACCUCUCGAUUCUAAGAUGGGUCUUAUGGAAAAACACUGGGACCUCGAAUUGAUAGGUAUCAAGGUACUGGCAAUAUACCUUGGAUGCACUGAGAUAAAUGAUAAAGCUGUGCGUAACGAGUUGAUUUCAUAUAUGCGCCGGCUUCCUAUCCCAGGAUUCACAAACUCUAGCAUUUCCUUGGAGAAAACAUCCGAAACAAUGAACCAUGCAAAGAUGUUUGAUGGAAAAAACUACAGACAAGCUGAGAUCAUUGACUUGACCGCAGAAGAUCAAAUUGGUGCUCCGAAGACUUUGAAGAAGAAAAUGCAAUCAACACCCAAGUCGCAGAAGUUGAACACAGGCCCAUUGUCUUCCGUUUCAAAGAACUUGGAGAUAGAAUCCCCACAAGCUUCUACAAUAAAAAAUUCUGUUCAAGCAGCUCCGUCAAAGUUAAAUUUGCAGAAGUUAAAAAAGGCGAACCUACCAGCUGCUACUCUGCGUAAAUCGGAGAAUCCAAUUAAACCAAACUCAACUGCGCAGAGACAAAAGAAGUCAACACGACCAUGUCCCGCUCAACAGAAGCUCAACCAAUAA
This is a messenger RNA of Botrytis byssoidea, 1017 nucleotides long. RefSeq lists its product as uncharacterized. Bases 1 to 1017 code for a protein of 338 amino acids. The transcript is spliced from 2 exons. The record is from RefSeq and is a predicted model, not a curated record. NCBI's taxonomy places the organism in Eukaryota, Fungi, Ascomycota, Leotiomycetes, Helotiales, Sclerotiniaceae.